Messenger RNA from Tremella mesenterica DSM 1558, 1161 nucleotides. RefSeq lists its product as uncharacterized. The coding region runs from base 1 to 1161 and encodes 386 amino acids. The record is from RefSeq and is a predicted model, not a curated record. Gene Ontology annotation, molecular function: phosphatidate phosphatase activity. The transcript has 14 exons. Gene Ontology annotation, biological process: phospholipid metabolic process. NCBI's taxonomy places the organism in Eukaryota, Fungi, Basidiomycota, Tremellomycetes, Tremellales, Tremellaceae.
AUGACCAGCGUACCUCAACCCGCCUUGGCUGCAGAGAAAGUCAGACAUGGAGGUUUAUCAACCCGUUACGCCCCAGCACCGAACUCGACGGGAGUGCAAGAGUAUAUGAACGCUUAUCCGCAAAGUGGAGCGACAGAGCCAAAUCUACCCCCAAUGGGAAGAACAGAGUACGCCAAUGCCUCACCUCGUCCACAUAGCUUUUCUGCUUCAAGAUGGAUCAGGUUGUACGCUGUGGACCUCCUCACCAUGGCAGCUAUGGGUGCGAUCGGCCUGGGAGUAUACGAAGCGGACCCGGCUCCUUCGAGAUCUUUUCCGAUAUACAAUCUCGAUGGGGCUAUCGCUUACCCUGAAUUUGCCUACCCUUUGAGGAAGAACAUCAUUCCUAUUUGGCUCGCUGCUCUGCUUGCAUUCAUUUGCCCAUUUGUCUUCUUCGUACUAUUCCAAAUCCGGCUGAGAAGUCUCGAGUUGUUGUUGGGAACGACUAUGGGGUUACUUGAGUCUCUCAUCACUGCCGCCGUCUUUCAAGUAUUUCACAAAUGGCUCAUCGGUGGGCUCAGACCCCAUUUCUUGUCCGUCUGUCAGCCUAGGGUCCCACCUGGCGGUCCUCUGACUGGGAAUGGCUUUCAACGGAUCAUGUAUGAUCGCUCAAUUUGCACAGGGUCCAGAGAUAAAAGUACAAUCGAUGAUUCCCUCGAGAGUUGGAUGUCGGGUCAUUCCACUGCGGCUUUUGCAGGAUUCGUUUACUUGUUCCUCUACUUCAACGCCCAAUUGAAGGUGAUGGCCGACCACCGACCGGCUUAUUGGAAGAUGAUCCUCACUGUCGCCCCUAUUCUUGGGGCUUCUCUAAUUGCUGCUUCUUUAACAGUGGACGAGUUCCAUAAUUGGUAUGACUGUCUGGGCGGAGCUGUUGUAGGAACCUUCUGUGCGUUUAUCGCGUAUAGGAAGAACUUUGCAGCACUUUGGGACUUUCGUUUCAAUCACAUACUCCUGCCGCGGUCCACUUCUCUAUUCCACCGCACCCCAAUCGACUUGGAAGCUCCCACCUCUCGAUUCUCGUACAGUACUCCCGAAGCCCUCAUUCAACGUCCAGUGGCUAGUGAAGGUGGAUGGCGACGAGACCUUCGACCUGCCGGAGCUCCCAGUGACGCUCUCGGCGUCUAG